This is a messenger RNA of Cimex lectularius (bed bug), 1013 nucleotides long. RefSeq lists its product as uncharacterized. The transcript has 2 exons. Lineage: Eukaryota; Metazoa; Arthropoda; Insecta; Hemiptera; Cimicidae. The coding region runs from base 43 to 981 and encodes 312 amino acids. The record is from RefSeq and is a predicted model, not a curated record.
UACUGCCCAUCUCUAUUACGAUUAUUCGUUUUAAUUUGAAUAAUGGAGUCCAAGUGGAAGAACGGUGUUUUCCACCACGGUACCAUCGCGACGAACAAAAUCGGGUUUCUUUUUCCAGAAAAACCUCGACCAAUUUGGAACAAGAAAAACGUUUGGUACCAGACCAAAAUUGAGACUAUAUUGGGCCGAUGGUUCCGCGCAUUGACAAUUCUCGGAUGCACUUCUUUUUACGUGAAGAAUGGAGAAUUUCGAACUAGUAUUCCUAGAUUUUUCUACCCAGUCUUUUUAAUCGCAAUGGAUAGUUUUUUGAUCGGUUAUUUGGUGUACUAUGACGCAUACUAUACCAAGUUGUCAAUUUUGGAACGUUAUUUACUGUGCUUUGAAGAAGUCACUUUUUUUCUUGUCCCGAACGUCUUUUACAUCUUCUUGCAGAGAAGGAAGAGAAAGUGGAUCGUUUUGCUGACCAAUUUAAGUAAAGUAGAAAAUCAUCUGGGUGAAGUUCACAACCGUUAUUACAAAUUUGUCUUUUUCUUAAUUGCACCUUGUAUAAUCCUAGUAGCUGUAAUUUCGAGUUUUCUUGUGCAAAUAAACCUCUUACUCGGGUUAGUAGAAUUUUUUACGAUAUUAACUGCAACAUCUUCCUUUACCGCUGUAAAUCUCUACGGCUUCUUGCUGAAAACCAUCAGAUCGAAUUACGAGUUGAUAAUUUCAAAAAUAAGCAAAACUGAUGGCAGAUCGAUAAAUGGCAUAAUGGACAUCUCUAACACACUGCUAAACGUUUGUUCGGAGAAUUGGUCGACAAGCUGGAAAAACUACAGUAGCCGAGGUGAUCCUGAAGUUAGCAUGGCCAUAUUUCUACAUCAUACAGACAGCGAUAAUCAUAUAUUCGAGCGCAGAAACAACAAAAAAGGUGAGCGCGCACUUCAAUAUGAUGCACACUCACCAAUUCAAUCGGCAAAAACUAAAAUUGGUUGUAUUUAGUUGUUAAAAUACCUGGACGAGUAGAACCUAAA